Molecule: messenger RNA, 2183 nt
Organism: Neltuma alba
Lineage: Eukaryota; Viridiplantae; Streptophyta; Magnoliopsida; Fabales; Fabaceae
Product: lectin-domain containing receptor kinase VI.4-like
Exons: 2
Coding region: 1-2046 (681 amino acids)
Biological process (GO): protein phosphorylation
Molecular function (GO): ATP binding; carbohydrate binding; protein kinase activity
Source: RefSeq, a predicted model, not a curated record
AUGGCUGCGUCAUCAUUAACACUUGGUUUUCUCCUCCAUCUGGUUCUUCUUUCCCUUCUAUUCGCAGCCAAGGCUCAAGAAGUGACCCAAUUUUCCUAUGAAGGAUUCGUUAACGAUGGGAGUCUAGUCCUCCAGGAAGUCGCGGGAAUUACGAAUGACCGUAUGCUUAUGCUCACCAACACAUCCAACGAUGUUGUAGGCCGUGCUUUCCAUUCCAAAACAAUUCGAAUGCUUAACGAUUCAGACGACCGACAAAAAGCUUCUUCCUUUAGCACAUACUUUGUUUUCUCCAUCGUCUCCUCAACCUCUGGUCCUGGUGGCUUUGGCCUUGCUUUCGUCCUAGCACCAGAUAUCGACAUGUUUGUGGGCGCUCAAGCAGGGCACCAUCUUGGUAUUUAUAGCGCUUCCAAUGCUGUGAAGGAGACUCACAUAUUCGCAGUGGAAUUCGAUACGGUGAAUGGCUCCGACAAAGGUGAGUCAGACACAGAAGGGAACGAUGUUGGGAUCAAUGUCAAUGGUACAGAGUCAGGUGUCUCUAAACCAGCUGCUUAUUACAUUGGGAUGGAUUCUAAACCGGUUAAUUUCAGCAUGGAGAAAGAUGAAGCUGUACAAGCUUGGAUAGAUUAUGAUGGUGAUAACAAGACAGUGAAUGUGACCGUGGCUCCCGUAGGAGUGACUAAACCUUCCAGACCCCUUAUAUCAAAUCGUUCCAUUAACCUUACCACUGUUCUAAACGGCGAAUACAUGUACGCCGGUUUCUCAGCAUCAACAGGGGAGGCAAGUAAAGCAAGUUCUCAUUACAUUUUGGGGUGGAGCUUUGCAGUCAAUGCACCUGCUCCUCCGCUUGACAUUACAAAACUUCCACGUCCACCACCAAAAGUGAAAGACACUUCCUCUUUUUCUUGGGUCAAUUUUGCCAUAGGAGUUUUGUCUGCUUUAACCUUGAUAUUGUUGCUUUCUUUGUGUUCUGUAACAUUGUACAAGAGGUACACUAAUUUUGAAGCUCUUGAGGAUUGGGAACUAGAUUGUCCUCACAGAUUCAGAUACAGAGAUCUUCACACCGCAACGAAAGGUUUCAAGGAGAGUGAGCUAAUUGGAGUUGGAGGCUUUGGUGCUGUCUACAAAGGUGUCUUACCUUCCACAGGAACUGAGGUUGCUGUGAAGAGGAUUGUUCGGAGCCCAAUCCAAGGAAUGAGGGAAUUCGCAGCUGAGAUUGAAAGCUUAGGGAGGUUAAGGCACAAGAAUUUAGUCAAUCUUCAAGGAUGGUGCAAGCGAAAGAAUGAUCUUCUUCUAAUCUAUGACUACAUCCGUAACGGAAGCCUUGACUCACUUCUGUUCAAGCAAAGCCUUGUACUGAGCUGGGAGCAAAGGUUCAAUAUCAUCAAAGGCAUAGCGAAUGGGCUGUUAUAUCUCCACGAAGAGUGGGAGCAAGUGGUGGUCCAUAGAGACAUCAAAACUAGCAAUAUCCUCAUAGACGGAGAUUUAAAUGCUCGUUUGGGUGAUUUUGGCCUCGCUAGGCUCUAUGAUCAUGGUGAAGCAUCGCACACAACCAAUGUGGUUGGGACAAUUGGGUACAUAGCUCCAGAAUUGACUCGCACAGGAAAGGCAUCCACAAGCUCUGAUGUGUAUGCUUAUGGUGUCUUGCUUCUUGAAGUUGUUAGCGGUAGGAGACCUAUUGGGUCAGAACAAUUCUUUUUGGUGGACUGGGUUGUGGAGAAUUACAAUAUGGGUCAGAUUCUUGAAGUGGUUGAUCCUAAGUUGGGGUCAAAUCAUGUUGAGGAAGAGGUGGAAUUGGUUCUGAAGCUGGGUCUUCUCUGUGCUCAACAUAAUGCAGAGUCAAGGCCCACCAUGAGACAAGUGAUGAGGUACCUGAACUUUGAUGACCCUCUGCCAGAUAUUGGGGAUUGGAGGAGACAAACAGAUUCAGAUAGUGGAAGAAUGAGCCUGGGUUUCUUAGAAAUUGUAUCUUCAAGUGCCAUCUCAACCGUAAAUAACUCAACCUCUAAUAGUAGCAUAAAUAGUAGGCCUAUCCAAACCUGUAGAUAGCAUGCAUGUAAUCUUAAUACAUUCUUUUACCUUCUUUCUUUCAAUUAGAAUCUGUUAGAUCCUUUCUAACUUUCUGAUGUCAAUCACGACGUACAUGAAUUCAGUUAUGAAUGAUGAGAAGAACAUUCAAUUCACUA